Molecule: messenger RNA, 7265 nt
Organism: Silurus meridionalis
Lineage: Eukaryota; Metazoa; Chordata; Actinopteri; Siluriformes; Siluridae
Gene: wizb
Product: WIZ zinc finger b
Exons: 17
Coding region: 522-6587 (2021 amino acids)
Biological process (GO): regulation of transcription by RNA polymerase II
Cellular component (GO): nucleus
Molecular function (GO): DNA-binding transcription factor activity, RNA polymerase II-specific; RNA polymerase II cis-regulatory region sequence-specific DNA binding
Source: RefSeq, a predicted model, not a curated record
AGUGUAAUUAUUUGGAUGGGUAGUGUACCUUUAAUAGCGCCUGAACAUUUUCUUAUAGGCUAUGCAUAUGAGCAUUAGAACGCUCACACUUAUUUCAAUGCAUGCAUCUAUUUUAGUGAUAGCAGUCAGGAUAUUUGGUGGAAAAAAUUUAUUGAGGAAAAAAAAAAUCGCUUAGAGCAGCUUUAAUAGCAGAUAGUCUUCUCCUCCCCGCUAACGUCACCCGCGCAGCCGUGGCGUCCCUCUGGAGCCAACAACAUGGAGUCGGAGCGACUGCACCGCUGAAGCUCAGCGCCUGAGCUUUCACUGAUCGGGCAAAAAAAAAAAAAAAAAAGGAACAAGAACAACACAAACGCGACAUAUUCAUGCAGUAAAGCUGCCGCGUGUAGACUCCAUACUUCAAGCCUGAAUCGGCAUGGAGAGGUCGGCGUGCGGCAUUCCGUAAAGCAGCGGGGCGGGCAGGCCGUUACGGGGAGGACAUCAUGUAGGUGAGUUCAGCAGGUUACACGGUGCAACACCGGAUCAUGGAACCUGACGUAGGUCCUCUUUCUAGUAUGGACCCCCAUGAUCCAACAUCCAUCCGGGAGCUCUCGGGAUCCCCCCCUCUACUCAGCAACAGCUCCAUGGCAGGAUUGUCUCAAGGUGGUGAUCUGGAGAGGGAUGAUGAAGAUGUAAACCUUCUCCACAAAACUGCAUUUUAUGGAAACAGCGAGAGAAAACAGAGAUCUUCAGCCUUCGCAUCUUCUCUAACAUUUGACUCGGACUCAGAGAAAGAAACAUUUGAUGAAGAAGAACUUCAGCAGUUUUCUAAUCCUCAUGGCCUUGCUGCUCACAGUCCAGGAAGUCCCACCUGUGAACAGGAGCAAGACAAACUUGAUUGUGGAGUUUACCGAACAGCUGAAAAGCCCAAGAAAAUAGUGUUAAACAAAAACCCGUCUAGUUCUUUGGACACACAAGGUCAGGACAGCGAUGCAUGCAGAGAUCCAGGGAUGAUACAGUUCAGCACUCAACAAGAUGUAGAAAACAAAUCAGGUGGAUGUAUUUCAGAUCAAGUUGGGCCACUUUUCUCAGACAUAAAACCAAAAGAGGGAUACCAAAAAGAGAAAGAUGACAAGGCAGGGAUUGAUCAGAAGAGGAAGGACAUUAAGCGUGCUCCUGAACGUGAUGUUUAUACCUUCCCUGGUGAUUCAGAUCCUGAAAGCCCACCACCAGGUCCUUGGGCACACUGUACCUUCAUCCAGCGCCGAAGAAAGAAGAGAGCAUUACUUAGACCUUUUUCUGGACUAAAUCCCUGGCAGUGCACACCAGGUACAGGCAGGAAGACCAGAGUGAACGCCUCCAGGGCAAAAGACUGCAGCAAAUUUGUGAAUGAUAAAGAAAGUGUGUUUGAGUUUAAGGAGGAAGAGGAGGAGAGGAUUCGAGGCAAGAAGCAGUCAGAAGAAGUUAGUGAAGAACUUUGCCAGGAGAUUUUCACCUGUGUCGAAUGUAGCAUAUACUUUAAAACAGCAGCGCACCUGAGGGAACACAUGCAAGAACAUUGUCAAGACAGUGGCACAAAGGAACAAUGUGGAGAAGAUAAUUCAAGAAGAAGGCGAGCCAAGAAGGGUGGCUUUGAGUGUAUGGAAUGUGGACAAAAUUUCACAGAGAGUUUGUUGCUGUUGGACCAUCAUAGGCGCCAUCAGGAGGCACGGCAAAAGAUCUUGGAGGAGAUGGGAAAGCUAAAAGAGGGAGGGAGGAGAGCAAGGCGCAAAAAUUCCCGGAAGCCUAAUGAGUCCAUGGCCAUUUGUGGACAGUUUGUUUGUCUCAAGUGCAACUUUAGCUCUGAUUUGCCUCAGGAGCUUGCAGAUCAUGCCAAGACACAUACAGCUCGGACCAGGGCUGGUGGGUCCCGUGUCUCACCCCGAUUCCAGCAUAAAUCUUACAGAAAAGGAUUGACACGGUAUUGUGGUAAUGUUGCAUCGACCACAGUGGUUAAUGAUAGAUACCCCACCAGAGCUUCUGUGCAAAUGGGAGCAUGUAAGCAUGAAGUUGACCAUUUGCAGGCCACUGACUGUGAUCCACAGAGUGAGAAUAAGACCGAUCAAUUUUCAGAACCUAGCCAGAACCACACUGUAUCUGCAAAUCCAGCAGAACCACCAGACAAGCCAGAAUUAGAAAGUGCUCAGACUGAAGCUGCUCCAAUUGCAAAUCCAAGCCUACAGGAGGAGUCUGGGUCUGCUGAGGAUGGGCUUGGAGAAGAGAAUGUAUCAAAGCUCCAAUCUCCUGAGUCUUUGGUUACAAACACAAAGGCUAAAACAAAGCAAAAGUAUGUUGUAUUCAAGGGCACAGGAAAUCGCCGCUCAAGACGAGCUGUGAGGCGUGUAGUAGGACGAAGACGAGCAAGUAGCAGACUGGAUCCCCCAUCAACUGAUACUAGUGAUACAAAAAUCCAUAUGCAAAACACAGAGGAGACCACAGAGCUGAGCCAAAGAGUUUCUGAAGUACCACAUCCCGAGGGUGAUUUAAUGCUGACCAACCAGACAACGGGAGUAGAAACAUCAGCUCUAGCUUUAGACCUAGACACCUCUACCCCACCAAAGGCUCCUGAGGACUCCAAAGAAGAGAAUGAAGAGAACACACCUGACAGUGAGAAGGAUGAAUGUAGCAAAAGCACCACUAAUGAAAAAAAUAAUGAUAAUAAUGAUGUUGAUGAGGAUGAAAAUGAUGGGGAAAAAGAUCAUGUCGAUGAAGAUGAUGGGGAUGUUGAUGAUGAUGGGGAUAAUAAUGUCAGUGACCAAGAAGCAGAUGAGGAUGUUGUCAACCAUCUUCUUGAGGUCUUAACUGAAGAGGAGGAUGAGGAAGAUGAAGAGGGCAUGUUAUUGAAGACUGUGGAAAAGAAAUGUCCCUACUGCCAAGACUGUUUUGAUAAUGGAAUUGGACUAGCCAAUCAUAUUAGGGGUCACCUAAACAGAGUUGGAGUCAGUUACAAGGUCCGACACUUCAUAUCUCCAGAAGAGGUUAAUGCCAUUGAGAAGAAGUUCUCCUACCAAAAAAAGAAGAAAAAAGUUGCAAACUUUGACCCAGCGACCUUCAGUGUGAUGCGCUGUGAGUUCUGUAGUGCUGGCUUUGACACCAGGGCUGGCCUUUCCAGUCAUGCUCGGGCACACCUACGAGAUUUUGGCAUCACCAACUGGGAGGUCACAGCUUCGCCCAUUAACGUCCUCCGUGAGCUCUUUUCUAAGCGUCCUGAACUUGCUUUAUCCAUUACCCCUGCUUCUAACUCUGAGACACCAAACAAGAAACAAUGCAAAGAAGAAGAAGAAGAGUCUUUGUUAAUAAAUGAUGAAGAAAAUGGAACUUCAGAACUUGGGCUACAAAUGCCUGCAUCUCCAACUCAGCCAUGGAGAGAAAGCCAGAAUGAAGGUGAAGCUGACGGUGGGAACAACAAGGGGGUGGGUGAUGAAAGAAUGCCACUGCGGGAUGAUUUUAGCUCCAGCCCAGAAUCAAACAGCUCAGCUGCUGCAGAAGACACUAACCCAAAAGGCUCCAGUUUGCUAAAAUGCGAGGUUUGCUGUGCUCUGUUUGAGACACGUCGCGGUCUAUCCAGCCAUGCCCGAUCUCAUCUGCGGCAACUAGGCGUGGGGGUAUCUGAAAGCAGUGGAGCACCCAUAGAUCUCCUCUACCAGAUAACGAAGGAGCGGUCCACUGACUCCCACUUACCUGCCUCACCCCGAUUGCACUCACCAACACCAUCACCCAAAAAUGAUUUCUGCAUUCCGAUGCCAAGCCCCAGCAGGAGCACAGAGUUUGAAGAUGAACCAGAAGAUAUUAAGCCCUUCUCACUUCUACAUAGUGUAGCAAAAUCUCCUCCUUCCCCAAGCAGCCCCUCACCAUCUGGCUUUCAAACAUCGUCUCCAUUUGGGAGAUCUCCGUCCCCCUCACAUUCUCUGUCUGCCUCCCCUUCCCCAGUGCUAAGGAAGGCCCCAAUCUCCUCAUUGCUGCCUGUGUCUUCCCCACUGCGCUCCCAUGAGCACAGGACUAUGUCAAGGGCCCACAAUUCAGCCUUGUCCACUGCUGCAUCAAGACCACUCUGGGCACCACAAGAAACAGAGGCUCCCCUGAAUCUCACAAUGGACAUGGAUUCUAACACAGACAUAAUAUGCAAGCUAUGCGGUGCCUGGUUUGAAACACGCAAAGGCCUCUCGAGUCACGCACGAGCCCAUCUGCGUCACUUUGGAGUUGAAUACAGUGAAUCCAAGGGGUCCCCCAUUGACCUGCUCAACACACUCAUCCUCACUGAUGACUUUAAACGUAGAGCUACCUCUUUUCGCUCUGACAGCCCAGAGGACCUAAGGGUCCAUGGACACAGCAUGGCUUCUUUAUCUCCCUCUACAUCCACUGCUACUGCUACUUCCAAGAGGCCUUUCCCCUCCAAUUCUUUCUUGUUAAAGAAGUCAUCAUUUAAAAGUGGUGUUGGCUCCAAAGCUACCUCCUCAUCUUCUUCUUCCUCCACUCACACCAUGCUUAGUCCACCCACCAAGAAGCUGAAAACUUCACAGCAGGUCUUCCGUUUGAGUGGCAGGGAGAUGAUGUCCAUCCCACUAGCUGAACCAAUGAAAGAUGUGUGUUGUGAGUUUUGUGGUGAGCUUUUUGAGAACCGCAAAGGCCUUUCAAGUCAUGCUCGUUCCCACUUGCGUCAGCUGGGCAUCACUGAAUGGUCUGUGAAUGGCUCGCCAAUCGACACUCUACGAGACCUCAUAACUCGACGAGGUUUGCCAUGUGUCAUGCCUCUGAAAACUUUAAAAUCAUCCUCAUCCUCUUCAAGCCCAGGACCUCCUCGGACCUUACAUCAGUAUUCUUCCCCUCCAGGAGGUGUCCUUGGCCGUCAGACUUUCUCUUUAAAUCAGCACCAGUCUGCAAAGAUGGCAGUAUCUGCACCUGUCACCAGCACCUCCCUAGCAGUGCAAAUGGUUAAGCCCAAACCAGAACCUGAGCAGGUAGAAAUUAUGGUGACUGGAGGAGAGCGUGAUGCUUAUAGCUCUGAGUCACUGCAUCCAAGCUGGAUGCGCUCAGAUAAUACGCAUUCCAUCAACCAAUUAAUGACCCAGGAGAGGGAACCAUCCCGUGAUAUCCGUUGCGAGUUCUGUGGUGAGUUUUUUGAGAAUCGCAAAGGUCUGUCCAGCCAUGCUCGCUCACACUUACGCCACAUGGGUAUCACUGAGUGGUCUGUCAAUGGCUCGCCUAUCGACACGCUGUGGGAGAUUAUGCGGAAUCAGGGCAACACAUCAGCAUCUGUUGUGUUAGGUGUAAAAGAGGAACCAGGGCAGGAAAGAACCUCACCCUGGGAUAGUCAAGGGUAUCAUUCAUCACGAUUCUCACCAAAGGCAUCCGUUAACCUGCUCCACUCCAGCCCACGCCAUCAUAAGCAUGGAUUUAGGCUAACAGGACUGUCCAAUACCCCUCCAGCAGGAAAGUUUCUUGGUAUGAAACCGACAGGAAAAAGGUUGCUGGGAAAUGAAGGACACCUUAGCCAAAGGUCAACCACAACCCAGUCAAAAACCUUUUCACCCCCACCACAGGACUUCUCUUUUAAAGGAAGGAUGUCUACAGAGAAGUAUGGGGUAGGCCGCAUGGAUGCUAGCUGUGAGUUGUGUGGUUUUGCCUUCGAGAACCGGAAGGCUUUGGCCAGCCAUGCUCGGGCUCAUUUACGACAGUUUGGUGUGACAGAAUGGUCUGUGAACGGUUCACCCAUCGAGACACUGAGUGCCUGGAUGCGCAGCCGGCCACAAACAGUGGCUGAGCUACAUCGUAGCUACCUACUAGAUGGGCACAUUGUCCAAAAGAAGAAGCAGUCAGCAGCUGGGCAGUGGGCAUCUUUAACACUGUCGCAUGGCAGGACUGUUGAACGGCAGAUCAUGAGCAGCUCAUGGAGUUCUUUAUCACGGACAGAAGAGGUAAAAAAUCGAAAUGGCACCUCUUUUCACUCUGGCAUCAGUACCCAAGAGAGGGGACAUCACUCUAGCAAUGCAAUUCCGCAUGCGCAGGUCGCGCGAAGUGAACUUAAUGUCCGGGUGACACGAGGCAUUGAACGACGACCCCUGAAACAUCCAUCACAUGCUGAUGGAGGGGAGAGAGAAAGCUGUCCUCCCAAACCCCCUCGCACUAGUACUGUUCCUGCCCUCGUGCCAAAGCCCCCUUCCACCCCUCUGGUCAAACUUGUUGGUAAAAUCUACUCCCUGAAGUGCCGGUUUUGCGAUGUGGAGUUUCAUGGCCCCUUGUCAGUGCAAGAGGACUGGAUAAGGCACCUCCAGCAGCACAUUCUGAAACUUGAUUACCACAAGCCAGCUCCCAGUGCAACCAACACUCCAGCCAAAUCUGACAUGGCUGUUCCUGAAAUACAUGCCUCAGCUACUACCUCCACUUCUACUACAGCUACUACAGCUCCUACUCCCACCUCAGCCACAAGUCUUAACCCCAAAUCUGUUUCUACACCAUGCCCACCAGUUUCUCUUGGUACACCCACUUCAACCCCAACCUUGACAGCUCCCACACUUGCCAUCCCUGAAAUUCCAACCAAGGCUGAGCAGGAAGUUGACACUCCUGCCACAUAAUUCUUUAGUCUUUGUUUUUGCUUUCAUGUUCCUUAAAUAUGUUUGUACCUCCUUUUGUUAUUAAAAACAGGCAUUUGGAAAAGCAUUGCCAACUACCCAUGAAUUUCUUUUAUCCAGUAAGUCACACAAAAGUAAAAGGAGAUAGAACUGUUGCUAUUUCAGUUUGGGCUUUGCUGGCCAACGUUUGUUUGACAUUUGUUUGUGGAAUAAGGUGUUAACAAGUUAGUGGUGCUUAUAGAAGUAUGUGGAUGUGUAGUGUAACUAACUUGCUGACUGUGUAUUUUUUUUUUUUUAAAGCUUAGUUGGAUUUUAAGAGCAUAUGAAAAUUUUUCUUUGUACUGGACAUGGAAAGUCUACCUAGUAUUUGCUAAUGAAAGGCACAAUCAAAAUAGAAACACAUUUUUGUGUCCAUCCGAAAUUGUUGUAGCACUUUCUUGUAAUGCCUUUUCCCCCAAAACACGUAUACACUAAGCCUUUAACCCUCUCAAAAUAAGCUUGUCAUGACAGACGUCUAUUUGACGGUUAACACAAUUGUGCCAUAAUAAAGUAUGAGCUGUUGUUGCUUAUAUGCCCUUGCUCAAAAUUUAAUAAUGCACCAUACAUGUUCUCAUUUGUAAUCUAAUGUAUGUCAAUAUUUUCUCAUAUUUUUCACAGUAAAUAUGUUGGAUUUUUCUUUUA